UAUGUGUGUGUGUGUGUGUGUGUGUGAAACCUUUUAUCCCUUCACAGGUUUAUAAGAGAAGCCUCACUAGACUUGUUAUUGUCCAGACAUCAGACAGGCUGCAAACUAUCCGGUGGAGUUAAAGCGCUGCAGCUAUAGAGUCUAACUUACAGGCAGCAUGAAGCUUUUGAUCUUUUGUGUGAUUUUGAUUGCGACACAUGCUGGAGCACAAGGUUUGAUCCAAAGAAUUUGCUACACUGAGUGGUUUGACCGGGACAAUCCCAGUGGACAGGGAGAUUAUGAAACCUUGAACGAAUUGAGAGCAGAGUAUCCAAAACAAAUUUGCACCAAACCUCUGGCCAUUCAGGCUGCAACACUCACUGGUGUUCCUGCUGAAAGCAUUGGACAAGUGUUUCAAGUGUAUGACACAGUUUCUGGCUUUGCCUGUGUAAACUCUCAACAAAAAAAUGACGAAUGCUGUUUGGACUAUAAGGUGCGUUUUAGAUGCCUGUGCCCCUGGACCCCAUUCAAGCCUAUACCGUCUAAAGUGGAGGAAGUCCCAGCCCAGAUAAAUACAACUCUUACUUAGAUACUAUGCACAUGCAUGCUUUGUUUAUUCACCCAUUUUAUUAUACAAUUUAAAAUUCUGUCAUUAAGGCUAUGUUUCUUUUCAAAAUGUUUAAAUUGUCAGUGAGUAAGUCUUGUUUUUGAGAUCAACUCUUUCACUUAUUUUCUUAGACCUUACUAGGGUGAUGGAAUGUAAAAUGUUCUUUGUAUGCUGUUUGCUGU
Molecule: messenger RNA, 768 nt
Organism: Neoarius graeffei (lesser salmon catfish)
Lineage: Eukaryota; Metazoa; Chordata; Actinopteri; Siluriformes; Ariidae
Product: cartilage intermediate layer protein 1-like
Exons: 6
Coding region: 158-568 (136 amino acids)
Source: RefSeq, a predicted model, not a curated record